Molecule: messenger RNA, 279 nt
Organism: Toxoplasma gondii ME49
Lineage: Eukaryota; Apicomplexa; Conoidasida; Eucoccidiorida; Sarcocystidae
Product: RNA binding protein, putative
Exons: 3
Coding region: 1-279 (92 amino acids)
Cellular component (GO): Prp19 complex; U2-type catalytic step 2 spliceosome; U2-type catalytic step 1 spliceosome
Molecular function (GO): U6 snRNA binding; pre-mRNA binding
Source: RefSeq, a predicted model, not a curated record
AUGUCGGGGCUGGAGAAGAGCGGCUUCGGCAUUGCGCACGACUUCAAGGGGCGGACGCAGGAGCAAUCAGAUUUCCCGAUUCUCUGCGAGACAUGCCUGGGUGAUAAUCCCUAUGUUCGUAUGCAGAGAAACAGGGAAGGCAAAGAAUGCAGGAUAUGUACGAGACCAUACACGGCUUUCAGGUGGAAACCGGGCCCGAAGGCGCGUUACAAGUCGACGGUCGUCUGUCAGACUUGUUCGGGACAAGCUUCUGGAAGGAGCGAAGGUAGAACUACCUGA